AUGAGGUUCGCCGACAUGGUCAUCGACCUGGCCUCGGUCCUGAGCGCCUCUCGGUCGGUGGCGUCCAAGCAUGUUGCGUUGCGGCGUUUGCAGAUGGACCGUUACAGCAAGACGUCGAGCAUACUAAGGGGAGGCCCGCAACCGCGGCCACGGCAGCAGCAUAAAACUGGUGAUAAUCCUCCUGACUCCGGGAGUCACGAUGGCGACACAACGACCGGGGUAGAGCCAAUUCCCGAACGGACCGCCGAACCCCUCGAUGCGGCGACACCGACGUCUAGCCCCGGAGAGCCAGAUGUGGCAAGGCCAAUUGGGGGCGAAACGAUUACCAGAGAGACCGAGCUUGCGGAAACGCCUCGAGGAACAACUCCCCGGGUCAUCAUCGCAGACGCCGGGCCAGGCUCGGCGCUACACGAACUGCGGGGCAGGUUACGGGAUCUCGGAGCCGACGCCAAGGUCGCUGAUAAGGUGCAGAGCCCAGUGCUGAGGGACAUACUAGGCGAAUCGCCCGUGUCGCAGGAUGUGGGUGCAGGUUCCGCAAGGGUGGCCGCUAAAGAGGAGGCAGAGGAGGUCAUGGGAGAAAGGGUGCCCGAGGGUGUGGACAUCAACAUCUUUAGAACUCGUCGUGGGUCGAGGAUAUUGCAGUCUCUAAAGUCACGAACCGAGAGACAAGUUGAAAAGAGCGUCGCCGAACAAGACACUACUUCAAAAACACGAGACCUCGAGUCAAGGAAGGCCAGGACCCAGACAGACGCAUCGACACAUGUGGCAAAGACUACCGCCGAUUCUACAGGUGAGGUUGCGUCGAUUGAGACCGUCGGGGCUGGCGAGGCCGUGGCGUUUGAACCGGUGGAAAUCCCCCAGACCCAGCCACUAGCCCCCGAGGUCGUCUCACCUGCGGUCUCGAUCCCAGACCCUCAAGCAGUGGUGGCAGCUGCACCCGCAGCCCCUGCCUACCAGCUCAGGGAGUCCAAGGUCCCCGCCUCGCGGCUCAGCCGGUUAUGGAACUACGGCGGCCUCGCGGCGGGCAUGCUCGGCGGGGCGCUGACCGAGAGCAUCAGCCGCGGCUUCGGCGGCGGCAGCGGCGAGGGCUCGGCCAUGCUCAGCCCGGCCAACAUGGAGCGGCUCGUGGCCAAGCUGUCGCGCAUGCGCGGGGCCGCGCUCAAGAUGGGCCAGGUCAUGAGCUUCCAGGACGCAAAGAUGCUGCCGGGCCCGAUCCGCGAGGUGCUACAGCGGGUGCAGGACCGCGCCGACUACAUGCCGGCCUGGCAGCGCGACCGCGUUCUCGCCGCGGACCUGGGCGGCGAGUGGCGGGACCUGUUUCGCGAGUUUGAGGAGACACCCAUCGCAGCCGCGUCCAUCGGCCAGGUCCACCAGGCCACGCUCAGGUCGUCGGGCAGGCGCGUGGCCGUCAAGGUCCAGUUCCCCGGCGUGGCCGACUCGAUCAACUCGGACCUGGACAACCUCGCUGUGCUGCUCAACGCCGCAAGCCUGCUGCCAAAGGGCCUCUACCUGGACAAGACCAUCGCGAACGCCCGCACCGAGCUCGCGUGGGAGUGCGACUACGAGCGCGAGGCCGAGUGCGCGCGCCGGUACCGCGACCUGCUGGCGGCGGGCGGCGGCGAGGACGCGCUCAUCUUUGCCGUGCCCGAGGUGUUCCCCGAGGCCUCGGGCCGGCACGUGCUGACCAUGGAGUUCAUGGGCGGCGUCGGCGUCACCCGGGCCGUCGGGUCGCUGACAGCGGAGCAGCGCGACUGGAUCGGCACGCAGAUCCUGCGCCUGUGCCUGCGCGAGAUCACCGAGUUCCGCUUCAUGCAGACGGACCCCAACUGGACAAACUUCCUGUACAACGCCGGCACGGGCCGCCUCGAGCUGCUCGACUUUGGCGCCUCACGCGAGUACCCGGCCCGCUUCGUCUCCCUCUACGUCCGGCUCCUCCUGGCCGCGUCGCGCGCCGACGGGCCCGCCGUCAAGGACCUGUCCGAGCGGCUCGGCUACCUAACGGGCCACGAGAGCAAGGCCAUGCUCGAGGCGCACACGCGGUCGGUGCUGACGCUGGCCGAGCCCUUCCUCGAGUCGGCGCCCGACGUCUACGACUUUAGCGACCAGACCAUCACGGAGCGCGUCAAGGGCCUCAUCCCCGUCAUGGUCCGCGAGCGCCUCGCCCCGCCGCCCGAGGAGACGUACAGCCUGCACCGCAAGCUGAGCGGCGCCUUUUUGCUGUGCGCCCGCCUCGGCAGCCGCGUGAGGUGCCGCGACAUGUUUGAGCGGAGCGUCGAGAGGUCAGGCGUCCUGGCGGAUCCAGAGGAGCAGGCUGCCGCCGCUGGCGAGGGGGCGAGCUCUGGCUAG
Messenger RNA from Gaeumannomyces tritici R3-111a-1, 2346 nucleotides. Its product is annotated as ABC1 protein. The transcript has a single exon. Gene Ontology annotation, cellular component: extrinsic component of mitochondrial inner membrane. Gene Ontology annotation, biological process: ubiquinone biosynthetic process. The record is from RefSeq and is a predicted model, not a curated record. Gene Ontology annotation, molecular function: kinase activity. The coding region runs from base 1 to 2346 and encodes 781 amino acids. Lineage: Eukaryota; Fungi; Ascomycota; Sordariomycetes; Magnaporthales; Magnaporthaceae.